CCCCCUCGGAUCCUAAUGUUUCAAAGUUUUAGAACUAUCUAGAGUACUCCCUUUGAAUCCCAUCCUUAAAUUCCCCCCCAAUCUCCCCCACAACCUUUCCCCCAUCGCCCUCUUAUGCCCCUCUCUCCCUCCUCUCCUACUGCUCCAUCUCCCUCUCCCUUUCCCUCAGCUCUCUCAAUCUCCCUCAUGUCUCCAUAAAUCUUGCACCAAACUCCAAGAAAGAUCCCAUCCCUUGGCUUUCUCUCAAUCAAUACCUUCAACUCAACUCAAAACUUCCUCUCUCUCAACUAACAGCUUCACCUUGUUUCUAGCCAAAUCCAGGUAGCCAACCAGAAGACUUGGUCGUUGAUAACCAUGGGCACUUUGGUAGGCCAUGUAGCCCCUGGCUUUGGGUUCCUAGUGAUUGGUCUCUGGCACCUCAUCAACCACAUCAAACUCCACUCCCUCCACCCCAACUCCUAUGUUGCACCCCCAUGGUUCCCCACCCCAAUCCUCCGAUACCUCGAGCUCAUCCUGAUAAUACUCGGCAGCCUCGCCUCCAUCUCCAUGGAGAUCAUCAUCGGCCCGGAGACCCAUCAGCCCUUCGACACCGACGGCACCAUCCCUUCCAACCACCUCCACAACUUCGAGCACGCCUCCAUCUCCCUCACCUUCCUCAUCUACGCCGCCUUCGCCAUCGCCUUCGACCGCAUCAAGCUGAGGCAGCGCGCCAGCAUGACGCAGCUCCUUGGCGCCGUCGCCUUCGGCCAACAGCUCCUCCUGUUCCAUCUCCACUCCGCCGACCACAUGGGCGUCGAAGGCCAAUACCAUUGUCUCCUCCAGAUCGUGAUCGCCCUCUCGCUGGCCACCACUCUGAUCGGGAUUUGGCUGCCGAGGAGCUUCAUGGUGAGCUUCGUGAGGUCGAUGAGCAUCGCCUUCCAAGGUGUUUGGUUCAUUGUCAUGGGCUUCAUGCUGUGGACUCCGAGCUUAAUUCCCAAGGGAUGCUUCAUUAACUCGGAGGACGGGCACCAAGUGGUGAGAUGCCACAGCGACGAGGCCCUCCACCGGGCCAAGUCUCUUGUGAACAUCCAGUUCAGCUGGUACGUGGCAGCCAUGGCAGUGUUCUCUAUGCUGCUCUACUUGUUCUUGACCAAGAGGUACCCGGAGGCGCCGGAGUACCUGCCGUUGGUGAAGGAGGGUGGUCAAGAGGAUGAUGAGGACUUGGAAUCCCAGAAGAGGCUUGGGGAGUCUGACAGCUUUGUUCAUAUGGGGAAGGGGAUUGGAGCCAUGGAGCUUGAGAGAUAAGUGAAAGAAAGGGUCAUUUUUCUUUCUUUUUCAUCACCCAGCCUUCUCUCUCUUUUUUUUCUAUUUGUUUAUUUUGUCUUCAAAGGGUUAAUGAGAUGGAAAGAUGUAGCUGGUGGAAGCAUAGGGGGGAUUCUUUUCUUGGUUGGAUGUAUAGCAAGUGGCGUUUAUAUUUGGUCCUUUUCUCCUUUAUAAAGUGACAGAUGGAAGGUGGGUUUUA
This is a messenger RNA of Elaeis guineensis (African oil palm), 1501 nucleotides long. RefSeq lists its product as uncharacterized. Lineage: Eukaryota; Viridiplantae; Streptophyta; Magnoliopsida; Arecales; Arecaceae. The record is from RefSeq and is a predicted model, not a curated record.